Molecule: messenger RNA, 1233 nt
Organism: Penicillium olsonii
Lineage: Eukaryota; Fungi; Ascomycota; Eurotiomycetes; Eurotiales; Aspergillaceae
Source: the annotation of a GenBank genome assembly
AUGUCUGCUGAGUUUGAUGACGAGGAAGCCCCUCCGGAGCUCAUUGAUGUGUCUGCCAUGCCAGCAGAGCCGGCUGAAGAACCACCUGCAGCUCGAGUGCCCAUCACGCUAGUUACUGGUAUGAUCUGGCAAAUGUAUCUGUCUGAAAUAAGGGCUAUAAAGCUAACUUCUGAAACAGGGUAUCUGGGCGCAGGGAAAACGACCUUGUUGAAUUACAUUUUAACGGAGAAACACGGCAAGAAAAUCGCCGUGAUCAUGAAUGCCACCGACAUUGAAAAACCAAUGACCGUCAAUGAGGAUGGCAGAGAAGUCACUGAGUGGAUGGAAGUUGGUAACGGCUGCAUCUGCUGCUCAGUCAAAGACACUGGCGUAAUGGCCAUCGAGUCCUUGAUGGAGCGUCGUGGCACAUUCGAUUACAUCUUGCUAGAGACCACCGGACUAGCAGACCCAGGUAACAUCGCCCCAAUUUUCUGGAUGGACGAAGGGCUCGGAAGCUCUAUCUACCUUGAUGGAAUUGUUACUCUCGUCGACGCAAAGAAUAUCACCCGUCUGCUGGACGAGCCCGCCCCCGAAGAGAAGGCCGAGUCUCACGAUCAGCACCACGAUCACGGCAGUGGACCCGUUUUGUCAAUGGCGCAUAUGCAGAUCUCGCAUGCAGACGUGGUUAUCUUGAAUAAGACCGAUCUUGUCACUGAGCAAGAGCUGGAGGCUGUUCGGGAUCGUGUCGCAUCCAUCAACAGCGUGGCUAAGAUCCAUGUCACUGACCAUAGCCGCACGCCGCAGAUCGAAGGCGUCGUGCUGGAUUUGCAUGCUUAUGAUCAUUUGGCGGAUCUCGAUUUCAGUAAGAAGGGUCACAGCCAUAUGGAUCCGGCAAUUUCUACGACUGCCAUCGUCACACCUCCAAUUCCAGCAGAUAAAGUCAACUGCGUGGAUGAAUGGCUGCGCUCUGUUUUGUGGGAUACAAAGUUUCCAGCUCCUCCGACUUCGAUCUCGGCCGAGCCACACCCAGACAACUUUGAGAUUCACCGGCUGAAAGGUAUUCUGAUCCUCAGUGAUGGAACUAGCAGGAUCAUUCAGGCAGUGCGAGAUGUCUUUGAAAUUAGGGACGCCGAACCCAUAGAUACAGAGGACAAGUCCAAGCCACUCCAGUGCAAGAUUGUACUGAUUGGACGCGGAUUGGGCUCAUCCGUAGAACCCUGGCGGGAAAGCUUUGAAGCUUGCCUGGCGAAAUGA